Messenger RNA from Phaedon cochleariae (mustard beetle), 1993 nucleotides. The record is from the annotation of a GenBank genome assembly. NCBI's taxonomy places the organism in Eukaryota, Metazoa, Arthropoda, Insecta, Coleoptera, Chrysomelidae.
CCCGCAUCGACAGCACUUCCUCGUCGGCUGAAACGGAUUUUCGAUCGCGAUCUCCUGAAAACGCCGAAGAAUGACGGACGUUAUCGCUGAAGAGUGAGCGGCGCGUGCUGAAAUUAGUGGAAUGCCGCUGAAUUUUCUUGUGGCUUGUUGACACUAUUAUGUCGAAAAAUUUUGGUGGAAUAGGAACUUUGAAAAGUGUCGUUUGACUUUAGGUGAAUCCGCCCGAAAACAUGCGAAAAGAGGUUUCCCCAGAAACCCGAUACGAUUCCAAAACGAUGACAUGAUCUCAUCAAUCCUGUCGCUCACGACGAGUCCAGCAGACAACCUCACCACCUUCACGGAGCUGAACACCACCACCUCGCACUACCUCUACACCUCUUCCGCAGUCGUGGACGUUUACAACGGCAGCAAUGUCACCAACGCCACCGAGGGUAUGUACCCGGUGUUCCCCAGCUAUAUCCGCACCACGUCCAUGGUGUUCUGCAUCGUCAUCAUGUGUCUGGGAGUCAUUGGCAACGUGAUGGUGCCCAUCGUCAUCUUCAAGACGAAGGACAUGCGCAACAGCACGAACAUCUUCCUGGUGAAUCUGAGCGUGGCAGAUCUGAUGGUGCUGCUAGUCUGCACGCCUACUGUGCUGGUUGAGGUGAAUACCAGGCCUGAGACAUGGGUGCUAGGAAGGGAGAUGUGUAAAGCAGUCCCCUUUGUUGAACUGACAGUAGCCCAUGCUUCGGUAUUGACAAUACUGGCAAUCAGCUUCGAACGCUAUUACGCAAUAUGUAAACCUCUGAAAGCAGGUUAUAUUUGCACCAAAGCUAGAGCCUCUCUUAUCUGCCUCUUGGCUUGGUUCAUAGCAGCAGUAUUUACAAGCCCGAUGUUCGGAAUAGCAGAAUUCAAACACGUCGAAUAUUUCGACGGCUCCAGAGUCCAUGCCUGCCACACACUGGCCAACACAUUUUGGUCCGCCCUGUACUUCCUCAGCAGUAUAUUCCUAUUUUUCAUUAUCCCCCUAGUCGUCCUCCUAGUGCUGUACUUCAUAAUCGCAAGAAACCUGAUGUCCAAUGCAGCGACGCUAGUACUGAACAAGCACAUCGACAACUACUCCAUAAGAGCUCGAAGACAAGUCAUAUUGAUGUUGGGAACAGUAGUGUUGAGUUUUUUCCUAUGCCUCAUACCGUUCAGGGUUUUCAUCUUUUGGAUAAUCGUCGUACCAGAAGAACACGUGUUCAGAUUGGGAGUCGAAAAGUAUUACAAUAUUUUAUAUUUCUGUAGAAUAAUGGUUUAUCUGAACUCAGCAGUGAAUCCUAUUCUUUAUAAUUUGAUGAGCUCGAAAUUCAGACAUGGCUUCGCUAUUUGUUCAGAGACCAAAAGGAAACUGUUCAGACGAUCCAGGAAUGGUACUACCAGUACAACAGCUACAAGGAGUAGCAGCACCUUCAGGAAUAGCAUAGACAGUUACAAUUAUAGGGUCUGUUACAGACCUAGAAACAAUUCUGUUUUGAUGAAGAAUUAUAGUGAGUCUCCCGACUCUAAUAGGAGCGUUGAUUCGCAAUCUCAUAUUUUGAGAGAUGUGUCUAAAAGGAGCAAAUCAUUAAAAAACACCAGUAUUGAUGAGGAAUACGAUGAUUCGGAUAUAACAACUAGUAAUGACCUUCAGAAUUACCAUGUUUUCACAGAAAAAGUAUUGAUUUAUGGUCAAAACAAAGAUCUUCAACAUUUUUACCAUAGUGACUGCUGUGGUGAGGAGAUAGAACAUAUUGAUCUACGUGAAAAAUUCAUGAGAAACAAGCAAUCACAAGAAGAAGAGAGCUUCGUUUGAUACUAUGUAACUCUUACAUCUUCCUGAACAUGGUUACUAUGAGACACAAUGUUACUAUAUUAUACACUUUGACCACGGAAUAGCUUGCCAUAAUUAUUUAUUUUGAUUGUAUUAGUUCUAGUGCAUUUGAUGUACCAAAGAUCAGUGUAAGUUAGUUCUUAAUAAAAGUUUACUCUA